This is a messenger RNA of Venturia canescens, 5476 nucleotides long. Its product is annotated as tetraspanin-21-like. Lineage: Eukaryota; Metazoa; Arthropoda; Insecta; Hymenoptera; Ichneumonidae. The transcript has 11 exons. Bases 126 to 1325 code for a protein of 399 amino acids. Gene Ontology annotation, cellular component: plasma membrane. The record is from RefSeq and is a predicted model, not a curated record.
CGUCGACUUGCCUCUGAAUUUCUUAGCCUACGAGACUCUAACACCAGCCACAACAUCUGUCGAAGGAAUUUUACCCACAUCUCUCUGGGUUUAAAAAUUCUUGAACAAUUUUUCAAACGAACGAGAUGUCCGAAAAUACGACGUCAUCACAGAAACGAGUGCUCUUCAAGGACGACUUGGACGUGAACACUGGAGGACCCGUCUACCCAAAAUCUCCAAUUUCGAGGUCGCCCAGAAUUACGAAAACAUCGUCAAAUAUUCCUCCAUCUUUGAGUGGCCAAGGGUCAUCGAAAUUCCGUCACAAAUCUCCGACAAGCAGACACCUGUCUCCGCAUCGUUCAUUGUCGAAGAAUGAGCUGAUUCUUGACUGGGAGGAUGUGAACAAUUCUGUCCGGAAGACCCAAUCGACUGCACUUCCAGCCAUUGUACAAACACCAUGGUCAAGGAGUACAACAGUAUUGACACCCGAUCUUAAGGUGGAAAAUCAAAACAUUGAAUCUGAUGAUAAGACUCGUGAAAGAAUUGUGAAAUGGAUGAUGCUCCGUCGUGCAAAAAUUUACUUCAAUUUCGAGCUCAUUUUUAUCAUUCUCAAUUGUAUAAUGUUGGCUGUAGGAUUUGUCCAUGUAGGAGCAGCAAUAAUUCUGUCAAUAUCGGAAGACACUGUUUUACUCGUUGUUAAUUAUUGGUAUUACGUUGCAUAUGCGAUAACCUUGUACAUUGACGCAGUUAUUCUGAUAGUCUUGUCAUUAACUGGAUUCUGGCUGGCUUACCGUAAAUCAUGGAAAAAAAAUUUUAUCGCCUGCUCUCUGCACCUUAUUGGAAUCAUAAUUAUCCUUGGCACAUACCAAUACAAGAUUCACUCUAAUGUACAGAGCAACGUUCGACGAAAUAUGAUAGCGAGUAUGUUAACGAAAACAGAAAUGUCAACGCAGACAAGAGCUGGCUGGGAUACAAUCCAGAAAACGUUUAAAUGCUGUGGCGUCGAUGGGCACAUGAAUUGGUGCAUUAGACCUCGGUACAAGAGGAAUUUAGAUUAUCUAUUGGGCAUGUAUGUUUGCAGUUUACCAGUAUCAUGCUGCAACAAAGACAUUGACGAGGUACUAUCUUCCGAAAAAUUCAACCAGAAUCCCAAAUUCGAUUAUGUAACUUGUGCUGUUCUGCCGUUGCCAUCAAAAGUCUAUAGCGCUGGUUGUUUCGGGCUGGUGAACCGAGAGAUUCAGUACAUGAGCAAUUUAUUGAAAAUCAUACACUUCACACCUGCGCUACUCUUGUUCCUCUCAACCUUCACCGCCGCGAUACUUUCCAUCGUGCAAAUCGAUAUUUAGUACAGCCCUGAAAAAACUUGUGGAUUCGAUGUACAUCUGUGAUACUAUACGAUUAAAGGGUUGACAGAAAAAUUGUUUAUCAACUUUUGAAACAGCAACGAAAGAAACUUCGCAUCGGUAUUUCAAUAACUUCAAAUAUCGAUUCCAAACCCAUUCGAUGGACAAGAUUGAUGAACCCUCUGGAGCUUACACUGCCAGCAUGGCCUGUUCUGUACCUGAUUAUCCAUGCUAUUCAUUCAAAAUCUUUUCGUAACACAUCCAACCCGUUUAUAAUUUAUCCUCUGAAGUGUACUUCAAUCAGUUUAAUAGUUGUUACUUUGCUUUGAAAUCCUAUCUGCCAGUACAAAUAGUUCAUCCAAAUUGGCAUAUCCCAAUCUCAGUAUAGCUUCCAAUCAUCUCUCUCGUCCUCUUUGAUAGUCCUCAACGAAGGCAUUUCUUAUAUUUGGUUAACUUGUGGCUUGUUCCUCCAUACUCAGACGCUCUGUUCUGAAUAAACUCUAUUUUUUCGCCAAAAACUUAAUUGAACCAGCGAGGAACUCGAAAGACAAUCGAGAAGCAUCAGGCUGUUCCGUUUGUUUCAAAAUUGAAUCGAUUGAUAGGACAUGAAUAAUAAGAUUUUGGUAUGAUCAAAAUACUACAAGGAUGACGAAUGUAUCAAGAUUUUGUAAUUUUCGUGACGCACGAUUGAAAAACGAACACACAUUUCUCGAUCGACGCAUUUUCCUUUUGUCAAUAUACCGUUUUCAAACGGAUGAAUAGACGAGAGCAAUUCGUGUCAGAGGGUUCGUAGAGAAACGCGUGGCCACGGGGUUGCACGGGUUCGCUUAUGUGAGCAUUCAUACGAGCAAAAACUAUUCGCAAAGCUGUGCAUAGCUGUGGUUAUACGCGCAUUGCGUGCACCGUUUGCAGCAUCCGGGCUCCAUGCGUGGGUCUCACUUGCGCGACCUCGAUAUGAUGCGGAAAUCUGCAGAGUGCUCGGUCAUCUACUUACGAUGUGAAAUUAUAGCGUUUCCCGUAAUUCUUGCCGACAGUCCCAUGGUUUAGAACCUGCGCGUGUUCCGAGCUGCUUGCGUUACGCGUACAGCUUAGUUCGCACGAUCGGGAGAAAAAAUGAAUGAAACAUCCGUGGACUCGAAAGAUUUUCCAAAAUUAAAAAUUUUUAGUUCAAGUUUUCCUUAAAUUUUGGACGCUAACUUUGUCCAUAUUUUUCGUCUCUCAUCUUUAAAAUUCGAGUCUCUUACAAAUUACGCUUUAUCCUCACGUUUCCAUAAAACAUCCGGUUGAACAAUCGUAACUGACUAAUUAAAAAUCUCGAGAUCGCAUUACGGACGAAAUAGAAAUUAUUUUCAACAAAACAAAUGUACAAAGAACAGCACGAUUUGGGUUCUCACUUGGGACAUUCAAAUUGACUUCACCAUUGUGUUAUCUUCGUGUAUGCACGGACAAUAAAAAAUUAUACAUUUUUUAGGUAUUAUUUAACUCCCACUAAUGGUCCGAGGUUGAUAAUGUUUCCGGAAUCUCCAGGCACAGUUGGCAUCUCGUUUCCUAUAUAAAGAGGGAAUGCUCUGAAAAAAUGAAUUUCAUUGGCACGACGAAAAGCUCGAAAAUGUUUCGAAACGUGGCUCUAGUUGUUCUCGUUGGGCUCGCAUCAUGCGUAAUGGAAUAUUAGCUUUCUCGAACCACUCAAUCUUUUCUUAAACACAAUUUUUCAUCAUUUUAGGCUCUCGGAGAUCCGGAAGAUGAACAAUACCAAGCAACACUCUUAAAAUGUCGAAAAGAAGCUGAAGAAGCCGAGGGCGGAUCUAAUCCAUGGUCUCCCCAAUUUCACCGCAACCGGAUGUGUAUUCUUGCAUGCACGUACAAAAGUUAUGGACUGGUGAGAUGAUGCAAAUGAAUGUGCUGCUCUCCGACAACUUUAUCGUUGACUCUUGCUUUGAUAAUUUUUUUUACUCCAUUUUACCUUCGACGUGCAACGACGAAUAAUCGUUUGAUUCGCUGUCACAGCUCACAAAAGAUGGAUCAUUUAACAUUGAAAAAGCUGUAAGUGAUUUACCCUCAGAGAUCCCCAACCGUGAACGGUUCGUCGCUGCGAUCAAUGCAUGCGGAAACGAAACAAUGUCCAUCGACAAUGUGUGCAAAAUGAUUAGGAAGGUUCCCGGUGUCUUUCAAAGAAGUUUGUAAUAAGUAAAUUUAAUAACGAAUUUAUUUCGUCAUUGUCAUGACAUCAGGUUGGAUAUAAGCAAAAUAACACGAAACCCUUUUUUUCCUCAUGAUUGCUUUUGAAAAAACGUUUUGAUCUUAUUCAGGUUCCCAUUAUGCCGGGACAAACAAAACAUGUUACUAGGAUGUGGAAAUGUUUCGAGGAAAAUGACAUCAAGGGCGGAAACCUUACAGGAAUCCCAUGGAAUGAUAAGAGGGCAAAGUGCACUCAUGCAUGUAUAAUGAAAGAUCGCGGAGACAAUGAAACUGAAUGAUCUUCCACAAUCUUAUUAUUUGCAUGACGAUGAAAAACAGUAGCUCAAGGAAGAUGGAACUUACAACGUUGAAAAGGCGAUUGAAGAUUUGCCCGAAAAUUUACCUGAGCGUAGCGGAGUUGUCGAAGCUUACACCGAAUGCGGCACUAUAAGUAAAAUUUUGUUUCUAUCGUCUGUUUGGAUCUUAAAUGCAUUAUUCUCGGCUUUGAUUGUUUGUCUGGAUUUCUAGAAACUGAUGAUAAAUGUCAAACUGCUUUCCUCAUCAAUGCAUGUCUUCGCACAAUGGAAGUGAGAUGUUAAAAAUUUCAACCAAACGACGUAGAAUUCUGUACAGAAAGUUUGAAGAGGUACUUCCAAUCGUUUAUUUGAACUGUAACCAGGUUUCUUCUCCACAGCAACGUGGUUAUCGUCGUCAUGGUGGUCAUUAUUAGAAUCGGUUUCAACAAGCAUGGAAACAACAUCUGCUACAGUGGCGUUACGGAAAAACACUUGAAAUCGAAGCUGCUGUACAUUCCAUUCCCGUUUGUUUGGAAUAGCAAUCGACGACUGCAGUUGCAACGUCUUUUAGGGAUACUGCCAUGGAAAUUAGAUUGGAAAUGUUGAGUGGCAAUAAUCCUUGUCUUUCCAACAAAACAAAAUCUCAAUAUUGUCAAUGAUCGAGCAAACGAAGGUUGUUUUCGAGAUGACCGUCAUUCUGAAAAUUAGUGGGAGCAGCGAGUGCUUUAGCUGCUUCACCCAUUCACGACAGCACUUGUAACUGGAAGUGACAACAAAAUUCGUGACGUCAUCAUGUUCUGCAGCGCUGACACAGAGCACUGAACACAAUUAUUGGACGUAAUUUUACGUGGUGACAGCGCUGACAGCAGGCUUUUAAAUGAAGUUUUUAUGUUUCCUAAGUCAUAGAAUCUGGCGUUUUAGUACCGACUCCCCGAACAACGCGUUUUUGGAAAUUUUCCUGUUGGUCCCUGUCUCGGGUAGCAAAUUUGAAAAAAAUGUUGACUCUGUUGAGACAAAUAUUGGAUUAUUUUGACAUCAAAAUUUCGCCGAUGGCUCUGAGCCUGAGAAACUUUUGAGAGAUUCACCUCACGGCUACAUUUUCGAGGUUGUCCUCCAAACAUUCUCACAGAUUCACUAAUCUGUUAUGCAUCAGUCGAACAAAGCUCUUCCUAAAAAUUAAUUGUCGUCUACAUUAUUUAUCAUAGCAAACGCUAUUCGCUGAAUUUCAUUUUCUAUAAAAUUGAUUUUCAAAAGCAAUUUUGUCGUCAUUAUUGUUAAGUCGUUCAUUUAAAAAUUUCAAAACCAAACACUAUUCGAACUCGAUCGAACUAUUCCUAACUCUAAAUUUAGCUAUAUUGCUACGUCGAGUUCCAAAGCAUGAGGUCUCUCAUGCUUUCAAUUUCAUUUCGAUCAUCUUAAUCAUCAAAUUCUACUCGAUUACUUUUCAAUAGUUUUUUUUUCAUAUUUGAUACGAAUUGGACAGGUCAAUUAUGUUUUUCAUAAUUUCGAUCAACUUUAUCGCUAUUUGUAUAUUUAAAUGGAAAUUUGAAUAUGCUAAGAUCGUAUAACAACUGUGGAACAUAGGAAUAGCAGUUCUGUUUAAACUAGGAUUAAAAAGAAGGAAAAAAACCAACGAGAACCAUCCAUAAAUUCAAAUGUGCUGUUCGGUUGACACUUGGU